AUGUCUGAGACGGAGAAGACGCUGGACGAGCGCGGCAUGAUCGGGCGUAAGGCAUCGCAGCACUGGGGAAAGCUUCCGACAAUGAAAGGCUCGCGGGAGGUGCCCACGGGCCGAAUGAUGAAAUGCCAGGGGCAUUUCAUGAUGGUUGUGUUGUUGGAUAGCCAGUUGAAGAUGCUGGAAGGCCCCGAGUGCCGGCGGGUGGCGACGGCGUCUAUAGAGUGGUUGAUUGGGGUGCGAGGGUUCUCGAGGAUCCAGAAGGUGACAGUAGCAUGUGGCCUCGAAGUGCUGAUAAGUUUAUCCAGUACUUUCAUAUCCAAGGCUUGCCAAGUCAUUCAUCCGGCCUUAGUGCGAAUUCUCGAAGUGAUAGCUCACACGCCGAACAUGGAUCCUUUCAUCACUUGCAUCGUGAAUAUUUGGGACACAUCAGUUUCAUAUGAUCCACCCGUGUCCUUGUUUCCCGUCCUCCGUCGAUUGACAUGGGAUGCCAAUACUACCCGCAGCGCUGCAGAGUUCUUGCGCAUACUCACCAUCUUCGAAUAUAAGGCGUCUGGUGGCAUAUUACUUAUGCUGCUACGAGCUCUGCAGCCGACAAAGAAGAUGGUUUCUCCUUGA
Molecule: messenger RNA, 612 nt
Organism: Suillus discolor
Lineage: Eukaryota; Fungi; Basidiomycota; Agaricomycetes; Boletales; Suillaceae
Exons: 8
Coding region: 1-612 (203 amino acids)
Source: RefSeq, a predicted model, not a curated record